Messenger RNA from Penicillium canescens, 1065 nucleotides. Its product is annotated as putative C6 finger domain protein. Lineage: Eukaryota; Fungi; Ascomycota; Eurotiomycetes; Eurotiales; Aspergillaceae. The record is from RefSeq and is a predicted model, not a curated record. Gene Ontology annotation, molecular function: DNA-binding transcription factor activity, RNA polymerase II-specific; zinc ion binding. Bases 1 to 1065 code for a protein of 354 amino acids. The transcript is spliced from 3 exons. Gene Ontology annotation, biological process: regulation of DNA-templated transcription.
AUGGCAUCAACACCGACAUCACAAAGCGCCGCCCAGGACGCAAACGACAAAAAGCGUAAUAAAUUGGGGUAUCACCGGACAUCUGUCGCAUGUGUACAUUGCCGACGACGAAAGAUCCGAUGCCUGGUUGCGCCAGAUGACGCCGAAGGGCGCUGUGAGAACUGUAUUCGGCUACGAAAGGACUGUCAAUUCUUCCCCGUGGACCAGCAACCACCAAUCGAAAAGAAAUCACGCCCAAACUCAAGACUGGAGACCCCAUCAACCGAGCGUUCGAACACUACACCAAUUGCAUCUUCUCCGACCAACUUGGUCCCCGAUCCCGCCGAGGGCUACUAUCCAUAUCAAACCAUGCCAAUGAACACUUCAUCCGCGCAGGAACUUUCGCCCUACAAUGUGAACAUGGUUCCAACUAACCCAAUGGGUCUAACACCAGAUCGGCCUUUGGGACCGGGAGACUUUGCCGGACACCAGACUAUGGACGCAGGGGUCGCGUGGGACGAAUUUACGACAAUAUCAGACCCGCACAUGUUGAAUACAAUGGCAGCAAAGGGUCAAAUGAUGAACAUGGCACCCAAUGUGUGGAAUCCUGGGAACAUGUCCUCAGGGCUACCACCACCUUCGCCGAUAUCUGCCGCAUCUCCAAUGGGAAACCAAACGCCUAUGAACUCAACUCCGGCCUUUGCCAUGCAGCCAGAUGGAACAGUCUGGCAGGUACCACCGCCACCGCCGAGAACGAUGAGCUACCCCGGACAGGAAAUUGGGUCAGCCUAUCCCAAUCAAUAUCAUCCUCAGAUGCCUCCAGAGCUGAAACGGAGGAUGACAACACCCGCUCAACCUCUUUCUGCCCCGAAUGCACUGGGUUCACAAGGAUCUCCCGGUUCUGACAUGCACACGCCCGGUUCAGUCUCCUACCCACCAGGCAUGAACUACACCCAGUGGCAGGAUAUGAGUGCCAUGCCUCCGAUGGGCGUGGUGCCGUAUCCCAUGUACACUGGUGAGGCACAACAGCCUUACAACCCUCCAAUGGGACAUCCCGGGCCUCCAGGACGUUCCCCAAAUUCAUGA